Molecule: messenger RNA, 1234 nt
Organism: Perca fluviatilis (European perch)
Lineage: Eukaryota; Metazoa; Chordata; Actinopteri; Perciformes; Percidae
Gene: znf346
Product: zinc finger protein 346
Exons: 7
Coding region: 55-1077 (340 amino acids)
Molecular function (GO): zinc ion binding; nucleic acid binding
Source: RefSeq, a predicted model, not a curated record
UGCCUGUCAGUUGCGCAUGCGCAUUACAGCGUCUCUGUUUUUUGAGUGAAAACCAUGGCCGUCGCGAUGCAGACGGAGGAUUUUCCUUACUUGCCUUCGGGGCCGGCGGAGGUAAAUAAGCUGAUAAAGGAGCACGGUGACCUGUUUUCUGACUCCCAGUGUAAAGUCUGCAGUGCUGUCCUCAUUUCGGAGUCUCAGAAGUUAACUCAUUAUCAGAGCAAGAAACAUGCCAACAAAGUGCGGCGUUACCUUUCCAUCCGAACUGAGAAGGAGCCAGCGCUGAAAAAGUUCAGGUCGUCGUCCGAUAGUGUGAGUAAAACGGACUGUAACAACGGAGACACCGACCGGUCGAAGGUGUGUCAUGUCUGUAACAUGACCUUCUCCUCUGCUGUGAUGGCCGAGUCUCACUACCAGGGCAAAGUUCACGCCAAGAACCUAAGGCUGAAAACCGUUGGCCCCCAGGCCCCAGCCGUAGCCUCCCAAACGCCACCAACAGUCCAGCCGAAGAAGAAACCAGCAGACGAUUCGAGCGGCGCGCCGGCGCCGGGCGGCAACAACAACAACAACCCGGACCGUUUCUGCUCCAUCUGCCAGGCCUCGUUCAACAACCCGCUCAUGGCCCAGCAGCACUACGUGGGCAAGAAGCAUAGAAAACAGAUGACCAAGCUGAAACUGAUGGAGACGUACGGCCCCUCCACUGCACCAGCUUCCACACUAAAGGGCUACCAAUGCACCGUGUGCACCAUUGAGCUGAACUCUGUGGAGCAGUACCAGUCUCAUAUCAGUGGUGCCAAACAUAAGAACCAAGUGAAGAAAUCCGGUCUGAACACUGCGGAGAACCAAGACGCAGCAGAGCAAUCGUACGAGGGCGACAACCAGUACGCCGGCGGACAGGAGCAGUUCACCGCAGCCGACGAGCAGUACGCCCCCGUGGAUGAGCAGUACGCCCCCGCCGAUGAGCAGUACGCCCCCGCCGAUGAGCAGUACGCCCCCGCCGAUGACACGCCGUACGCAGCCGGAGAUAACCAGUACGCUCCCGAGGACACGGAGUACUCAGAGGAGUACCAGUUUACUUGAGGGCUGGGCUGGUACGGACUGCAGAGGUUUCAGUCAGGACUUGGAAUGACACGCAACAACCAGCCCCCCCCUUCCUCCCCUUCCUUUUUAACACCUUAACAUCAACCUCCACUUCUCAGUAGCCCCCCUCCUCCCCCUGGAGCAGAGUCACCUGGAC